AUGGGAAAUUGUACACUAAAAGGUGUUGCUGCAGCUGAAGCUGCAGCUCCCAACUCUUCUAUCCGGAUUAUGACAGAUUCUGGUGAAAUCAUAGAGUUCAAAGCCCCUAAAAUUGUUGGAGAAGUCCUCAAUGACUUCCCCGGCUAUGGAAUUUUUGGGUCAAGCCACGUAUCAUCGCCAUUACUCAACCACGAAAAGCUUCAUUUUGAGAAAUUUUACUAUCUCUUCCCACUCGGAGAAAAGGAUACAUUGGCUCAGCACAAUGAAUCAGUAAAAGAAGCCGAACCAGUAAGGAUGUCGACCAGUGCAGCUGCUGUGGAGGUCUUGCCACCACCACAAAAGGGUGUUUGGAGAGUGAAAUUAGUGAUUGAUACGAAACAGUUGGAGGAAAUUUUGUCGGAAGAGGUUAAUACAGAGGCCUUGAUUGAGCAAAUGAGAUUGGCUGCAAGUUCAGCUAGUGUAACACCCAAGCGAACGAAGAUCAAUUGGGGUCAAUGGGGAGUAAAUUUGAAGCCAAUUCUCAACAAUGUGUUCAAGGGUUCUAUUGAUCAACAGAGUAGAGUAGCACGGUUACCGGAUUUCUCUAUCAGCGGUCCAAUCCAGGGGAAGGCAACCAAUGAGCGCAUUUUGGGAACAUGA
Messenger RNA from Camellia sinensis, 639 nucleotides. RefSeq lists its product as uncharacterized. NCBI's taxonomy places the organism in Eukaryota, Viridiplantae, Streptophyta, Magnoliopsida, Ericales, Theaceae. The record is from RefSeq and is a predicted model, not a curated record.